Molecule: messenger RNA, 1877 nt
Organism: Leucoraja erinaceus (little skate)
Lineage: Eukaryota; Metazoa; Chordata; Chondrichthyes; Rajiformes; Rajidae
Product: zinc-binding protein A33-like
Exons: 6
Coding region: 154-1566 (470 amino acids)
Biological process (GO): protein ubiquitination
Molecular function (GO): zinc ion binding; ubiquitin-protein transferase activity; protein binding
Source: RefSeq, a predicted model, not a curated record
CAGACAGCACCCGUGGUCAGGAUCGAACCCGCGACUCCGGCGCUGCAUUCGCUGUAAGGCAGCAACUUGCGCUGCGUCGCCGUGACGUUCACGAUACCGCCCACAUUCAGAUCUGUGUUCAGCAGCUCCACGUCUGUGAGAGCCCGAGUUUAAAUGGCUGCAAAAGACCCAGUCGAGAGUUGGACUGAGGAGGCAGUUUGUCCCAUCUGCUUGGAUUUCUUCACCAAUCCGGUGACACUGGAGUGCGGGCACAACUUCUGCCGCUCCUGCAUCACACAGAGUUGGGACAGGGAGGGGAGAAACUCCUGCCCGGAAUGUAGAGAGGAGUUUACAGACCGCACCCUCAGGGUGAAUCGGGCCUUGGCGAGACUGUCUGAGAAAGCUCGAACACUGAGCCUGAAUCGGACAGAGAAGGCAAGUAAACCUCACUGCGAGAAACAUCAGGAAGAACUGAAGCUGUUUUGUGAAACUGACAAGAAGCUGAUCUGUGUGAUUUGUGCAGCCGGCAGGGAACACAAGUCUCACAGCUUCAUGCCGGUAGAUGAAGCUGUUGCAAUCUACAAGGAUCAGGUGAAAUCAUCCUUCGAAUCUCUCGCUGAAAAUAAAGCAGAUAUUCUGGAAAUGGAGCAGCAACAGAAAGAGAAUAUUUCUGGAUUUCAGAAACAGUCACACAGCCUUCAGUCGCAGGUCACAUCCCAGUUUGCUGAACUGCACCAGAUUCUCACUGAGAAAGAGCAGCACUUACUCGGAAAUAUCCGGGAAGAAGAGGCGAAGAUUGUGAAAACAAUGGAGAAAAAUCUUCAAGAGAUUCAAGAGAAUUUAAAUUCCAUUCGGGAGGAACUCUCAAAGUUACAGGAACAGAUAGACCAGAAGGACGGCGUGAUGUUUCUGAAGGAGGAAGCUGGUCGCAAGAGCAGGGUUAUUGAUGAAACCAAACCAAUGUUGGUGGUAGAUAGCGCGUUGCCCAUUGAAAACUAUGAUCGCACCUUUUUCUACAACGUGGCAUUGAGAGAAACAUCUGAUAUCAUCAACCGAGUCUCCGUCACCCUGGAUCUGGAAACAGUCCAUGCACAGCUCGAGGUGUCUGAGGAUCAGAAGCGGGUGAAACUGACCGGGACCGGGAGGCGUCUCCCUGACACCGAGAAGAGGUUUACAGACAGGUCAUGUGUGCUGGGAUCGGAGGGAUUCACAUCGGGGAGACAUUACUGGGAGGUGGAGGUGGCGGGGAGUCGGUACUGGAGCCUGGGAGUCGCCGCAGAGUCUGUGGAGAGGAAGAGUCUGGUUACAUUGACCCCGGAAACUGGUGUCUGGAGGAUCAGACGGCGGGAUGACGUGUUUGAUGCACUCACCUCCCCUCCAUCCCCUCUCUCCGCCCGUCCCAUCCCCGGGAGGGUGGGAGUUUAUCUCAGUUACGAGUCCGGGACAGUUUCAUUUUACGACGCAGACACCAAGUCCCAUUUCUACACCUUCACUGGGAAUUCAUUCACGGAGAAACUUUAUCCUUUCUUCUGGACGUUGGAUGGAAACUGGCUGAGAAUCAGCUCCGGUUCCGCUCCGGGUGUGUAAAAGGGUCGGGUGCAGGGACCGGCGUCAGGAGCGGGGCUCAGGGGCUGUGGGACAGAGGUACCUUCCCCCUCACUUCCAUCCAGGGAUCCCAGCUGUCCGUCCAAAUGAGACAGAGGUUCACGGUCACCUCAUCUACCGCAUCCUGCAGACUCCUGGUGCACAUUCGUGUGAAAGUCCAGAGUCACCGACCAUUUGGCUGAACACUUGCACUGGGUCCACCAAGGUCUGGCGGAUGUCAACUCCUCUUCCCAUUCCCACAUUGACUUUUCUUUUCUGGGCCUUCUCCGUUGCCAGAGUGAGGCCAUACACAA